AUUUCAUUUUCAAAACCUGCCAUUACUUUGACCUGCUUGGAAAGAACCCUUUCGCUUCAGAGGUGACAUUCUGCUUGCCUGGGGCAGCCUUUUAAGUAAAUUCAUUGAUACAGAUGCAGCGAAAUGGAGCAAGCCCCGGGGGACCGGCCAUAUCCGCGGCAAAGAAGCGCAGGCUCGCUAUGCUGGAUGAGACCCUCCAGGCCUCAGCCAAGCAACAGCAGCCACAGGCAGGCGGCAGGCAGCUCGGCAGGCCAGACUCAAAGCCAGCAGGCGGGCGCAACAGCGCUGUGAGCACUGUUCCCGCAGCUGCAGCAACGGUGGACGCGGUCAGACCCAAAGAUGGAGACUUCCCCUACAACCGCCUCGGGGAGGCUGUGCUAGAUGGCUCCCUGUCGUCAGCCCUGGCGCAGGCUAAGGCUGCCGCGCAAGCCGCCGCCGCCGCAACAAGCGCCGCCUUCGGCGGGCCCGCGUCCGCGGCCGGAGGACGGCGGGGCAGCUCCCGCCGCACGGCACCCACGGUGACGUCGGCGGCAGCCGCUGCGGCGGCGGCAGCGGCUGCGGGCGGUGACUCUGUGGCGGCGGAUGUGCUGGCAGAGCUUGUGGCUACCAACCCUCGUACCAGCAGCAGUGACCUGCGCUCGCUGCUGAGCCAGCGGCUGCAGGACCGCUCCGUGCUGCUGGACAACCCCAUGGCGGCGCUGAACGCCAAAAAGAUGUUCGCAAGGCGCACAUCGAGCUACUCGGCCAAGCUCCGCAGCAACACAGAAACCAAGCGGCGCGCAGCGGCGGCGGUGUCGGCAGCUGGCGAGUCAGCCGCGGACCACGCCGCCGCUGCGGAACCGCGUAAGGGAGCUCCCAGUUUCGAGACUAUGCUGCGCGUGCACGAGCUGUGGAACCAGUACACGCAAGGCCUCGUCCGCAACGCGCCCGCCGGCGCUGCGGCCUCGAGUGCAACGGCCGCGGCCGCAGCCGCUGCCAAGGUGGCGGACCUACACGGCGCGCGCGUGACGGUGGUGCAGCACCGCAACCCGCAGCUAGUGGGCGCCAGCGGCGUGGUGCUGCGCAGGAGCACCGCCGCGCUGCACGUGGUGACGCCCGGCGACCGCGUGAAAGUUGUGCCGCUCAAGGGGUGUGCGGCCCAGUACGUCAUCAACGGCAUUGUGCUGCAGCUGACGGGGUGAACACCGUCAGCUGCGACAGGCUGCCGAUCGGCUGCCGGUCAGUUGGCGCCUGGACACAACAGGCCGUGGUGAGUACCGAGUCGGAGAGAGGAUAGGA
Chlamydomonas reinhardtii is the source of this 1278-nucleotide messenger RNA. RefSeq lists its product as uncharacterized. NCBI's taxonomy places the organism in Eukaryota, Viridiplantae, Chlorophyta, Chlorophyceae, Chlamydomonadales, Chlamydomonadaceae. Gene Ontology annotation, cellular component: ribonuclease P complex; ribonuclease MRP complex. The coding region runs from base 114 to 1181 and encodes 355 amino acids. The record is from RefSeq and is a predicted model, not a curated record. The transcript is spliced from 5 exons. Gene Ontology annotation, biological process: rRNA processing; tRNA 5'-leader removal. Gene Ontology annotation, molecular function: ribonuclease P RNA binding.